Messenger RNA from Prunus avium (sweet cherry), 1253 nucleotides. RefSeq names its product Duplicated homeodomain-like superfamily protein (gene MAMYB). The record is from RefSeq and is a predicted model, not a curated record. Gene Ontology annotation, biological process: 'de novo' cotranslational protein folding; regulation of translational fidelity. Gene Ontology annotation, molecular function: ribosome binding; Hsp70 protein binding. Gene Ontology annotation, cellular component: cytosol. Lineage: Eukaryota; Viridiplantae; Streptophyta; Magnoliopsida; Rosales; Rosaceae.
AAUAGGCUCUCUGUUUGGCAUAGCUCUGAGAUCCAACUAUGGAGUUUUUGGACGAGGACGCAAGGCCAAGGUUCCUCUUCCAAUCGAAAGCAGGGGCUUCUUCAGCCACAGACCCAGAACCCCAUUACAAGAAUCUCAACAAACCAUUCAUUGCCUUUACAAUAUUACUCUCAAUUCUAUUACUGGGUCUCUCCUUCUUCUUCCUCCAAUCCGAACCCUACCAAUCUCUCCUCAUCUGGGUUGCUCUCUCCAUCCUUGUCGGCCCCUUCGCUCCCGCUUCAGUCACAGGCGGUGACAUCCGCGUCGGUCACGGCCAAAUCCUCGACCUCCCUGAAAUCACAACCCAAGUAGAGGAGGAAUCGAAGAAGAGGGUGUCUCAAAAGAGAUCAAAGCCGCGUCGAUUUGAUGAGGGCGCAGAUUCGACACCGGUGGCCGAAACUUUUAAUGGGCCUGUGAGAGAAGAGAAAAAGCGUGAGGUUUCCGAAGGUAAUGGUAACGGGUCUAUGGUGUUUGAUGAAGAGACGGAUUGGGUUGAAGAGGAUGUUGAGUUUUUGAAGAAACUGCUCUUGAAGCACCCGGUAGGGAAGCUGAGACGGUGGGAGGUUAUUUCCGAGUCGUUUCGGGGAAAGCAUAAGGUGGAGAGUGUGAUCAAGAAGGCCAAAGAAUUGGGAGAGAAGAAAGUGACUGAUUCAGAUUCUUAUGCAGAGUUUUUGAAGAAGCGUAAGCCCAAUGACAAGAAAAUCGAGAGUGAGAGUCAAGACUUGGGUGAUGAGUUGGUGGUGGAAAAUGGUGAAGUGAAGAAAGAGAGCAAUGGUGGUGGGGUGAGUUGGGCUUCUACUGAAGACAUUGCAUUACUCAAUGCCCUGAAGUCGUUUCCCAAGGAUGUGUCGAUGAGGUGGGAGAAGAUUGCAGCUGCUGUGCCCGGGAAGUCAAAGGCGGCUUGUAUGAAGAGAGUUGCCGAGUUGAAGAAGGGUUUUCGGAGCUCCAAGGCUUCAACAGAAGAGUAGAUGAAGCAAGGGAAAAUUGUCUGAUCAAUUUGGAAUUGGAUAUGCAUUUUGCAUUGAUGAGGUAAUUUGAUGAUUCAUUGAUUUCUUUGUUUUUUCUAUUGAAAUUGAGAAUCAUUGCCUAUGUUUGAUUCCAUUGCAAUUUUAUAUCAUAAUUCCUAUGGCAUUUGGUGAUUGCCAUUACAAACAUAUGAUAGUUGUAACUGAAUUCUUCUUUUACGAAUAAAAACCAAGUUAUACGGUUUGAUA